This is a messenger RNA of Ascochyta rabiei, 378 nucleotides long. RefSeq names its product 60S ribosomal protein L35, L29. NCBI's taxonomy places the organism in Eukaryota, Fungi, Ascomycota, Dothideomycetes, Pleosporales, Didymellaceae. Bases 1 to 378 code for a protein of 125 amino acids. Gene Ontology annotation, molecular function: structural constituent of ribosome; mRNA binding. The record is from RefSeq and is a predicted model, not a curated record. Gene Ontology annotation, biological process: maturation of LSU-rRNA from tricistronic rRNA transcript (SSU-rRNA, 5.8S rRNA, LSU-rRNA); translation. Gene Ontology annotation, cellular component: ribosome; cytosolic large ribosomal subunit. The transcript is spliced from 5 exons.
AUGUCUCAGUCCAAGGUCAAGACCGCCCAGCUCUGGAACAAGUCCAAGGAUGAGCUUGCGACCCAGCUCGCCGACCUCAAGUCGGAGUUGAUCUCGCUCAGGACUGCCAAGGUUGCUGGAGGUUCAUCCACCAAGCUCACCCGCAUCCAUGACGUCCGCAAGGGUAUCGCGAAGGUCCUUACCGUCAUCAACGCCAACCAGCGCGCCCAGCUGAGGCUCUUCUACAAGGGCAAGAAGUACCUCCCCCUCGACCUCCGAUCCAAGCAGACCCGUGCCAUCCGCCGAAGGCUCACCAAGCACGAGUCGUCGCUCGUCACCGAGAAGCAGAAGAAGAGGAACAUCCACUUCCCCCAGCGCAAGUACGCCGUCAAGGCAUAA